Molecule: messenger RNA, 2185 nt
Organism: Triplophysa dalaica
Lineage: Eukaryota; Metazoa; Chordata; Actinopteri; Cypriniformes; Nemacheilidae
Gene: naa50
Product: N-alpha-acetyltransferase 50, NatE catalytic subunit
Exons: 6
Coding region: 350-859 (169 amino acids)
Biological process (GO): mitotic sister chromatid cohesion
Cellular component (GO): NatA complex
Molecular function (GO): acyltransferase activity, transferring groups other than amino-acyl groups
Source: RefSeq, a predicted model, not a curated record
CUUUUAUUUCAGAACGCAAGUUUCCAACACGUCACAUCCCGUUUUUCUAUUUCCUGUUACUUGUUGUCAGUGGUGAAGGUUGACAAGAAGCAGCCUCCCAGAACCGGCGUUGCCAAAUCCUCAGUUAUCGCGUUAAGGUCCUCAACUUGCGUUAUUUGGGGUGAUUUGGUCCACAAGAUUUGGCAACCGUCGGCCACAGCAAAGAGGCAAAUGCGGACUGCUUAGCUCCUUUGCUAGCAACAUACAUGUGGAGGGGAUCACAUCCCAAACUCUGCCCAAUUUCCCCUUUAAACUGCCAAAUAUCGUCAACUUCCCCUGUAUCCCUCACAACAAACGUGUAUUCAUCAACAUGAAAGGUAGCCGGAUCGAGUUGGGGGACGUUACUCCCCACAACAUUAAACAAUUGAAGCGUCUGAACCAAGUGAUAUUUCCUGUGAGCUACAAUGACAAAUUCUACAAAGAUGUUCUGGAGGUGGGAGAGCUCGCCAAGCUAGCAUACUUCAACGACAUUGCAGUCGGUGCCGUCUGCUGUAGAGUGGAUCACUCUCAGAAUCAGAAGCGACUCUAUAUCAUGACAUUGGGCUGUCUAGCACCUUACCGCAGACUUGGCAUAGGAACAAAAAUGCUGAACCAUGUGUUGAACAUUUGUGAGAAGGAUGGCACUUUUGACAACAUUUAUCUUCACGUGCAGAUUAGCAAUGAGUCUGCAAUUGACUUCUACCAGAAAUUUGGCUUUGAGAUCAUCGAGACAAAAAAGAACUAUUACAAGAGGAUAGAGCCAGCAGAUGCCCACGUUCUUCAGAAAAGCCUCCGCAGUCCAUGUGUGCCCCCAGCAGGAGAGCUACAGAAAGCUGACUAGGGGAUGAAGAAGACUCAAACUGGUCUAUCCCCAAAUGGAACUCUUAACAGAUGCCCCAGGGUUGACACACUCACCACUUUCUUCAGAGAACAUUUUAGACCGAAAAAAAGUCAAUUACAUAUUUGCUGCAUUUAUUGUGCAAAAUCCUUAGUCCCCCAAAAGUUGCAUUUUUUUUUAUUUGUUUCUUCAUUUAGAGCGUUGAAAUUAAAUGGAGGUUUUCAAGCAGAAUUCAUAAGUGCUCCAAAAAGCUGCUGACUUCUUAUUGAUCUGACAAGGUGAAGGUUAUGUUUGCAAAGCAUACUGUUUGCAUUUGUUGUAGAUUUGUUAAAGGUAAGGGGACAUAGCUUUGCUUGGACAAAACAAUAGAACUAAAGAGGUAAAGUCUUUCUCAAUAUGACUGUUGCCGACUCAAGAUGCCCUACUUGGCAGACCUUGGAGUAAUCGUUUGAGUCGUCAGUCAUUGAAUCGGAACACACGGAAUCCUCAGAACCCGAUAACCUGAGCCAUCGGACACACAGCAAGGAAAACUACUGGUGGCUGAGACUUCCUGUUUUACCAUACAGGCAAUAUGCAAUGUUGGAGUGUUGCAUAUGAUGCAAUGUCUCCCUGUGAUGUCAGCCGCCUCAUUCUGUCUUGAGGCAAAGCCAGUGAGGAAAAGGAGCACAGAGCCCCCUCGAACAAGAGAGUGGUAAUACUGUUUUAGUAUGGGGGAGGUUACGGAGAGCUGUUUUUGAAUGUUUAGUUUUUUCCGGCCCUUUAUUUAAUAACCCCCAUUUUUUAAAUUGUGGAUUGAGUCUGACUUUUUUCUGGGGUUUGUUCUAAUGCUGCUGGUGAGAUGAGUAAUUGUUUCAGAUAGCAAACGGGAAUGACUUUUAUGGGCCUUAAUGGUUGUGUUGAAUAUGGUGAAUGUGGUUCUGUAAUCAUUUUUAAACCACAACGUUAGAGGUUAGCACUGUGUGAUGUGAAAGUUUGACUUUUCAGGAUCUGAGUGUUUUUAAAUUUGAACCCUACCUUCUCACUCUUGAUAACACUUGCCGCAGAACUAAACUUAUUCUCCCACAGUGUGCGUUUCAGUGAUGUUCACUGAUUACCACCUAUUUUCCAUACACUAUGUGGGAGUGUUGCAGGUCAGUUAUUUAUACGGGACUUUAAGAUCCAGAUCCCAGGAAAAGGCCAGACUCGGUGCAUGCCAGGGGAGACAUGCCAUCUCCAUUGUAGUUAAAGCAUGUUUUUGGUUCCUCCUUUCUUUAGAAAAUUUUAUCUUUUUCUGGAGCUCUAUAUUGUAUGACUUUUAAACCUCUAAAUAAAAAAAUACUAUUUGCAUUA